AUGGAGCUGCACCAUAGCCCAUCGGAUGAUGAAUCUCCAUCCUAUAUUACAAGUGCACCGUUUGAUGUUGCCAUGUGGGAUAUGGAGCACUGUGAUCCCCGAAGGUGUACCGGACGAAAAUUAUUUAGACAUAAUCUGAUAAAAAAACUGAAUCUUGGGCAACGGUUCAAUGGCAUUGUUUUAACACCCAUCGGUCAGAAGUGUGUUUCUCCAUCUGAUAGAGAUAUUAUUUCGCAAUAUGGUGUAGCAGUGGUAGAUUGCUCAUGGGCUCGACUAGAAGACACACCAUUCACCAAAAUGAGAACCCCUCAACCUAGAUUGUUGCCAUUUUUGGUUGCUGCUAAUCCUGUUAAAUAUGCGAAACCUUGUGAGCUUUCUUGUGUUGAAGCUUUGGCAGCAGUGUUCUACAUUGCAGGCUUUCAGGAUGUUUCACAUUUGUAUCUGAGCAAAUUUAAAUGGGGCAAGCACUUUCUUGAGUUAAAUAGAACUCUCCUGGAUGCCUACUCAAAUUGUACUAACAGUGGUGAUGUGGUCGCAGUACAGAAUAAACAUUUGGAAGAAUUAGAGAAUGAAAGGGAAGAAAGAGAUAAGAGAGAGAGACAAGAUAUAUAUGACUUAUCAUCUGAAGAGACAGAAGAAGAAGGAGUGAAGAUAAAUUAGAAAACACAUGAUAAAAUCAGUUUAAUGUAUUUCAUUAUAUAAAAUUAUAUUUUGUACCAGUCUUGUUUGAUCCAAUUAAUGUUUUUGGGAGAUCUCAUGUUAAGCGUAUACGAAAUCUAGUCCAGGUAGUAUAUAGGAAAGUUGGGAGCUCCUGACAGUCAUCAAUGCUGACAAGAACUAGCAAUAUUUAUUCGAAAUCAAAAAGAAGGAAUUCUCUACUUAAAGAAAUUUAAUUUUUGAGA
Gryllus bimaculatus (two-spotted cricket) is the source of this 902-nucleotide messenger RNA. The record is from the annotation of a GenBank genome assembly. Lineage: Eukaryota; Metazoa; Arthropoda; Insecta; Orthoptera; Gryllidae.